Messenger RNA from Planococcus citri (citrus mealybug), 2002 nucleotides. Its product is annotated as homeobox protein OTX1-like. NCBI's taxonomy places the organism in Eukaryota, Metazoa, Arthropoda, Insecta, Hemiptera, Pseudococcidae. The transcript has 3 exons. The coding region runs from base 423 to 1349 and encodes 308 amino acids. The record is from RefSeq and is a predicted model, not a curated record.
ACAGUUCCGAUGAAGAAUUUAGUUUUGGUUUUAAAGAUUUUUUGUUUACCUAUUUGGUGGUUAUCUAUACAUAGAUCUCAAUCUGGCAACGAUGCUUCUCAUAUAGAUCAUUAGCAAUAUGCGAUUAUAAUGAAUAAUACCUUGCUCGUGUUUUGGUUCGAGAUUUUAGAUGAACUAUAGCUCGUGUUGUUAAAUUUAACGUUACCUACUUUUAAAUUAAUUUAUCGCAUUAUAGUCUAUAGAUAUUGACUUAUCAGUUCAUUCUAUUGACUCAUUCAUGCAUUUAAAUUAACUCGAGCAUUUUGUUCAUUUUGUCAUUAUUACCUACAUACGUAAAAACCGUCGUGUACUUUGCGCUUUCCGUCGUCGUGUUUAUCUCUGCAGGUUUUUAUAUUUGCGAAUUAUUUUCGACGAAUUCCAAAAUGGGUUUUUUCAACAAGAUGUAUUAUUGUUCGUGUUUGUUGUUCUUCUCAUUUUUCAUGGUGUUUUCCAACGUUGAUUCCGCUUCAGUACACAAACGCGGUCUGCAGCUCCCUACAAACAUCAACUUAGACCUCAAACUUGGCAAAGGAUCCGCAGCCAAAAACGCCGAAGCACCUCCUCCCACCGACGGUUCCCAUAAAACAGUAAUAAAUGCACCUUUCGGCCUAGCAUCGUUGACCAUCACCACCAGUAAUAAUAAUAAAAAACCAUCGUCAUCGUCUUCGUCUUCGUCUGCCAUCAAAGAACCUGGUAAGCCUUGCAAUACGGACUCUGAAUACAUCGAGACCAACGAUAAUAAGAAACCCUUAAAUAUCGGUGGUUCGAGUGGCACAUUAGGAGGUCAAGGAGGCGCGUUUUUCGGACCACCGCAUAUGCGACCCCAUUCAGAGUUUGGACCCCCUCCACCACCACCGCAUGACUAUCACCAUCAUCCUCAUCCAGACUCUCAUUACCCUCCACCUCCAUCUUCUCAUCAUUUCCAUCACCAUCCUCCACCUCCUCCUCCACAUCACUCUCAUCAUCAUCACCCUGACUGUCACCACGGUGAGGGUGAAUUUUUCCCCUCGUUUACUAGCAGUACUGAAAUUCCAUUCGUUCCAGAGGUUAAACCGGAUCCGAAAAUCACCACCGUUGCUCCGCCGAAAGAAAAAAUUCCAGAGGUUACGAGUGCCGCUUCGAGUACUACCCAGAAUGUUGAUUUAUUGAUUGAUGAGAUAUUUAGUGGAUCGAAUUCGAAUUCGGCUGGUUCGACGACGACAACUAGAAGCAAUAUUGAUGCGAAUAAUGCGGAGCAGACUGGCGAAGGUGUAUUGGAUAUCAGAAUGCCAACGCCAGCACCGUCGAAACCGAAACGUUCGCGUUCGUGAUGAUUUGAUGUGCUAAUUAGUUGAUAACGUACUCUUGUAAAUACCUAGCUUUAUUCGAGUGCAUGUAUGAAAUACGAUCAUACGAUUCAUACGUUCAUCAACUUUCGUGUUCUUUGACUAUAAUGCCACAAUAUGUUAACGUAUGAUUUAAAAAAUUUUAUUACAACUUGUUAGAAUCAGAAAUACCUAUUAUAUGUACAUCUUUGUUCGUAAAAUACAUGUACGGUGUGUGAGUUGAGUACCUAUUACCACUGCCUACUCCAUUCAAAAUUUUUAAUGCCAUGUUCAUAGUGGAUAAUUAGAUGAAAAAAAUUUAGCGUAGAUUCCUAACUUUAUGUUUAUACAUUUUAUAUUUAUACUCGAUGACCUAAAAUUACUGCUGAUUUUAGAUUUUUAAACACAGAAAGCCCCAAGUUGUUUAAUUUUAUCCUUACCUACUUGAUAUCGUAAUUUUUUGAAUGAAUGACAUGUUGACAUUCCUAUACUUACUUCAUGUUUGUAUGAAAAUCGAUGUACAAAAAACAUGAAUGUAUUUGUUAGUACGUAGGUAAUUAAUAUUUAAUAAUGUACUUGUAACCAUGUUGAAUUGAAUGACGACUGGUGAGACAUUGCAGUUUUGUAUUUGAAAGCAAUAAAUUUAAUAUGUGCCAUAA